UUUCUGCCUUGUCAUCUACCCCGCCAAGGCUCCACCCGUGAGUGGGGCCGCACGCAGCCCCUGGGGGAGGGAGAAAAACUGAGAUCGCGUGGAAUCCGAGCCCCCACGGGCAGAGCCCCCAGAUCUGAGCCCCGCCCCUCGGCGAGACCCUAACCCUGGGACCCCGUGGAGGGGAGAUUAAGGCGAGUCUGUGGUCGCACCUGCCAAAGGCUCCCGCAGUUUCCCACAACUCCCGCUCCGAGCACAAGAGCCCGGAGCCAGGUGGGGAGGGGGGCCGAGACCCCCCUCCCGCCCCCUCCAGGCCUGGAAUUGGAGCCGCCUGGUGCCCGGGAAGGAUCUGGCCCGUGACCCUUGAAGGACUGGCCGCACAUAACUUAGGGACCCCCCAGAAUGGGCAACUCGCAGGAGAGACCGUCAGAGACGAUCGACCGCGAACGGAAACGCCUGGUAGAGACGCUGCAGGCGGACUCCGGGCUGCUGCUGGAUGCGCUGCUGGCGCGGGGCGUGCUCACCGGGCCGGAGUACGAGGCGUUGGACGCGCUGCCUGAUGCCGAACGCCGGGUGCGCCGCCUGCUGCUGAUGGUGCAGAGCAAGGGCGAGGCCGCCUGCCAGGAGCUGCUGCGCUGCGCCCAGCGCACCGUGCGCGCGCCGGACCCCGCCUGGGACUGGCAGCACGUGGGCCCCGGCUACCGGGAUCGCAGCUACGACCCUCCUUGCCCAGGCCACUGGACACCGGAGGCAGCCGGCUCAGGGACCCCAUGCCCUGGUCUGCCCAGACCUUCACACAGUGAGGAGGCCGGGGGUUCUGAGAGCUCCGAGGCAGUGCAAUCCGGAACCAUGGAGGGCCCCCAAACAGAGUUAGAAGCUGAGGCCUCUGAAGGGCCUGAACCCGAGUUGGAAUCGCAAACGGAUCCGGAGCCAGAGGCAGAACCAGAACCUGAACUGGAACCAGAACCCGAGCCAGAGCCGGACCAGGAGCCAGAGCCAGAACCUGAGCCAGAGCCGGUCCAGGAGCCAGAGCCCGACCCAGAGCCUGAGCCUGAGCCGGAGCCGGAGCCAGACUACGAGGCAGAGGAUGCGUCUGAAGAUUCCUGAGGGCCGGCGCCCUGACUGGCCACUCCCCAUCCAAGCCCAGUGGAACCUGGGAUCCCGGCCUGGCUGGGUUGGAUUACCACCCAGGCUCCACCUGGCCCAGGAUUCGCUGGAGUGAAUAAACUGUGGAGGGUGGGUCUGGGCUCUCGGUGAUUCCGGCCCUUUGCCCAGGAAUAAAGGUAUGGACCUGU
Myotis daubentonii (Daubenton's bat) is the source of this 1283-nucleotide messenger RNA. It is a transcript of the gene NOL3, whose product is annotated as nucleolar protein 3. The record is from RefSeq and is a predicted model, not a curated record. NCBI's taxonomy places the organism in Eukaryota, Metazoa, Chordata, Mammalia, Chiroptera, Vespertilionidae. Gene Ontology annotation, biological process: negative regulation of extrinsic apoptotic signaling pathway; negative regulation of intrinsic apoptotic signaling pathway; negative regulation of release of cytochrome c from mitochondria. Gene Ontology annotation, cellular component: mitochondrion. Gene Ontology annotation, molecular function: death effector domain binding; caspase binding; death receptor binding.